Messenger RNA from Pipistrellus kuhlii (Kuhl's pipistrelle), 2550 nucleotides. RefSeq names its product cortactin (gene CTTN). Gene Ontology annotation, biological process: regulation of actin filament polymerization. The record is from RefSeq and is a predicted model, not a curated record. The transcript has 17 exons. Gene Ontology annotation, cellular component: focal adhesion; cortical actin cytoskeleton; plasma membrane. Bases 193 to 1716 code for a protein of 507 amino acids. Lineage: Eukaryota; Metazoa; Chordata; Mammalia; Chiroptera; Vespertilionidae. Gene Ontology annotation, molecular function: actin filament binding.
GACCCGGAUGCGGCCCGCCCCCCACCUCCCGCCGCGGAACCGGAAGUGGGGCGGCCGGGAGCCGGACGGACGCGGCGGGAGCGGGACGCGCGGACCGAGCCUCGCGGCGUCUCCUCGCCGGAUGCCCGGGAGCUGCCGCUGGAUCCGCAGUCGCACACAGCUCAGCAGCCAGCCCGCUGCCCCGGACGAAAGAUGUGGAAGGCUUCGGCGGGCCACGCCGUGUCCAUCAGCCAGGUCGACGGCGGUGCCGACGACUGGGAAACCGACCCCGAUUUCGAGAACGACGUAAGUGAGAAGGAGCAGAGAUGGGGCGCCAAGACCGUGCAGGGGUCCGGGCACCAGGAGCACAUCAACAUCCACAAGCUGCGGGAGAACGUGUACCAGGAGCACCGCAGCCUCAAGGAGAAGGAGCUGGCCACGGGCCCCAGGGCCUCGCAUGGCUACGGCGGCAAGUUCGGCGUGGAGCAGGACAGGAUGGACAAGUCGGCCGUCGGCCACGAGUACCAGGCGAAGCUCUCCAAGCACUGCUCGCAGGUGGACUCCGUCCGCGGGUUCGGGGGCAAGUUCGGCGUCCAGGUGGACCGGGUUGACCAGUCGGCUGUGGGCUUUGAAUACCAGGGCAAGACGGAGAAGCACGCCUCCCAGAAAGACUACUCGAGCGGCUUCGGCGGCAAGUACGGCGUGCAGGCUGACCGCGUGGACAGGAGCGCCGUGGGCUUCGACUACCAGGGCAGGACGGAGAAGCAUGAGUCCCAGAGAGAUUACUCCAGAGGCUUCGGCGGCAAGUACGGCAUCGACAAGGACAAGGUGGACAAGAGCGCCGUGGGCUUCGAGUACCAGGGCAAGACGGAGAAGCACGAGUCCCAGAGAGACUACGCGCGAGGCUUCGGGGGCAAGUUCGGGGUGCAGACCGACCGGCAGGACAAGUGCGCGCUGGGCUGGGACCACCAGGAGAAGCCCGAGCUGCACGACUCCCAGAAAGACUACUCCGUGGGGUUCGGCGGGAAGUACGGGGUGCAGAAGGACCGCAUGGACAAGAACGCCUCCACCUUCGAGGACGUCGCCAAGGUGCCGUCCACCUACCAGAAGACGGUUCCUGUGGAAGCAGCCAACAGCAAGACGAGCAACCUCAGAGCCAACUUCGAGAACCUGGCCAAGGAGCAGGACCAGGAGGGCCGGAGGCGGGCGGAGGCCGAGCGGGCGCAGAGGAUGGCGCAGGAGCGGCAGGAGCAGGAGGCGGCGCGCAGGCAGCUGGACUUGCAGGAGCAAGCCCGCGCCCAGAAGCAGAGCCCGCCAGCCUCCCCCGCCCCCCAGCCGGCUCCUGAGAGGCCGCCCUCCAGCCCCGUCUACGAGGACGCCAUUUCCAUGAAGGCCGAGCCCGGCUACCGAGGCCCCGUGAGCGAGCCUGAGCCCGUGUACAGCAGGGAGGCCGGCGGCCAGCAGGGCCUGGCCUACGCCCCGGAGGCCGCCUACACCUCCACUGAGGCCCCGGGCCACUACGCGGGAGAGGAGAACACCUAUGACGAGUACGAGAAUGACCUGGGCAUCACGGCCAUCGCCCUCUACGACUACCAGGCCGCGGGCGAUGACGAGAUCUCGUUCGACCCCGACGACAUCAUCACCAACAUCGAGAUGAUCGACGACGGCUGGUGGCGCGGGCUGUGCAAGGGCCGGUACGGGCUCUUCCCGGCCAACUACGUGGAGCUGCGGCAGUAGGCGCCGCCGCCCGCGCCCCUCUCUCGGGUCCGGGCGGGAGGGGGCUCCACGCCGCUUUUAUAUUUAAUGUUUCCGCCGACGCUUUGAAAUGUUUACGCCACAGAAUCUGCUAAUAUAUUGUAAUCAUGUUCCUGGGAGGACGGGGUGGUUUUAUGCAUCUGAGGUGUUUUCUUUUGCCAAAUGGCUGCCACGUGGAGCCACGUGGGACCUUAGUCCCUCUGAGUGCGCGCUGGCCUCGCCCCGCGGUCACCGGAGACCCCAGCGCGAACGGAACCUGUCUGUCUGCGCUGCUCGACGACGCCCUGGGGUCAGGCAGGAGCCGGGCCCGGAGGGAUGGGCCCAGGACACCCCGAUGGAGGGAGCUUGGAAAGCCCGGGAGCUUCAGCUCCGGUGCAGACGCCUCACACGCGUGUGUGAAGUCCCACAGGGCAGGUUAGCGACGGCGCCUUUGCCGUCUCCGCCCCGCCCCGCCCUCGUCCCGCCGCCUCACGCCCCUUAGACUGCCCUCCGGCCAGCGCGGCCACGGGACGGCCAGGCCUGGACGCUGCCCUGGCUGGCGGCACGGGCCCGGGGCUGCGGCGCAGGAGCGCCCCCGGGAGGCGGCGAGCUGUUUGCCAAAGCCCGGCCUGGGCGGCAGUGGGACGGGAGGCGCGAGCGCGGACCAGGCCCUCCGGGUGGGCGGGGCCCGCGGCGCCCCUCCGGCUUCCCCAGCUCCCGCUCCGCCGCCCGGUGGUCUCCAUGCAGUUGUGUCUGAAUUCCUGUAGCUCACCUCAUAGGUAUGAAUUUUUAAAUUAAAUAUUCAGAAUAAACUUUUUUUGAUCCACUUGCUGCUGA